AUGGAGAAGUCCAAUCCAUUUUGCCCUUGUUGUGGCCGUGAGGAGGAGACACAUCGUUAUAACUGCCCUUCGAGUCAGAAAUCCUCUGAAGAUAGGCCGAAAAAGGCUGGCACUGAUUUGGUCGCUGAAAUUGGUCUCCAGAAGCCACUUUUCUACAUUGACAAGAACUACGUUCUCACUACUCGCCUGCUCUCAAAACUGUUGUUUGAUGGAGUUUGGAGCGAGUCAGCUUCAGGUAGUAUCACCUGGUCUGAAUACUCCCCAAUGAUGUUUGAUCUUUUUCAGACCUGGAUGUACGACCACCAAAUUUGUGGAAGCUAUGAAGGAUAA
This is a messenger RNA of Mollisia scopiformis, 330 nucleotides long. RefSeq lists its product as uncharacterized. The transcript has 2 exons. The record is from RefSeq and is a predicted model, not a curated record. NCBI's taxonomy places the organism in Eukaryota, Fungi, Ascomycota, Leotiomycetes, Helotiales, Mollisiaceae. The coding region runs from base 1 to 330 and encodes 109 amino acids.